Tigriopus californicus is the source of this 2822-nucleotide messenger RNA. Its product is annotated as serine/threonine-protein kinase VRK1-like. NCBI's taxonomy places the organism in Eukaryota, Metazoa, Arthropoda, Copepoda, Harpacticoida, Harpacticidae. The transcript is spliced from 3 exons. The record is from RefSeq and is a predicted model, not a curated record. The coding region runs from base 168 to 2315 and encodes 715 amino acids. Gene Ontology annotation, biological process: peptidyl-serine phosphorylation; signal transduction. Gene Ontology annotation, molecular function: protein serine/threonine kinase activity; ATP binding. Gene Ontology annotation, cellular component: cytoplasm; nucleus.
UGGCCAACAUCUGUCGUUUGGGCAAGCCUGUUCCAUGGAUGUGAGGGUUGUUCAAGACCGUUUUUGAAGAUGAGGUGUUUCAUCCCCGACCAACCUUUUCUAUCGACCUUCUCGGGCUCCAAGGCCACUGCGCAUUGAAUCCAUCCCGCCUGUGGGGCCAAUUCAGAAUGGCGCCGAAUAAAAAACGCCUUACUCGUCCUCGCCGAGGUCCCGCCCUCAGGACAUCUCAUCCCACUAAAUCUGAACCUGUUCCAGACCCAGAUGUCCCCUCGACGUCCAUGGCCUGUGGGACGGGGGAAGCCACGCCUCACCCCGUGAAUGGCCAGUCGGAUGAUGAUCUCGAGAUCACAUUCAAACCGCCCAGUCAUCCCCGAUUGUGCGGCUACACUCUUGCCAAGAAGGAUCCACCGGAGAAAAGCGGGCCCGUGUUGCCCCGGAAGUCGCCCAAUGGAUUCAUCUUGCCCGAUCCGUUGCCCCAAGGACACAUUCUGGUGGAUAAUCGGAAAGGGACGUGGAAGUUGGGUGAAUCGAUUGGCUUGGGCGGGUUUGGCGAGAUAUAUGCUGCCACCCGCCAAUCGAACGGCGCCUCAUCUUGGCCGGGUGGUGAACCUGGUGAGGGUCAGAGAGACGAAUUUGUCAUCAAGGUCGAACCCCAUUCCAAUGGACCGUUGUUCGUCGAAAUCGCCUUUUAUCUCCGGGCCGCUCGAACCCACCAAAUGUUGCAGUUCCAAAAGAAUAAAGGAUGGGAGCGAUUGGGAUUGCCGCAUUUCGUCGCUUCAGGUUCGUUGGUAUUCAAUGGCAAGCGGCUUCGAUUUUUGGUCUUGCCUCGAUAUGGCAUGGACCUCCAAUCCAUCAUAGAUUCGUCCUCGGGCUACUCGUUCUCGCCCAAGACCGCUUGCUCCAUGGGCCUGCAAGUUCUCGAUGCCUUGGAAUAUAUUCAUGCUUGUGGUUAUGUCCACAAAGAUAUUAAGGGAUCUAAUCUGCUACUGGGUCGCGGAAGGAUGCGGAGCAAGUUGUUCUUGGUCGAUUUCGGUCUGUGCUCAAGGUACAUUCAAAAUGGCGUGCACAAGCCGUGCAUUCCGGAUCGGCGUUGGGCUCAUGAGGGCACCUUGGAGUACACUAGCCGCGAUUGUCAUUUGGGUUGCUUUUCUCGUCGGGGUGAUAUCGAGGUCCUUUUCUAUAAUCUCAUCGAAUGGCUGGGGGGCCGAUUACCGUGGGAUAAUCUGGGUGAUGUCCACCCUGCGGUCAUUCAAGGGAAGAAAAUCGAUGCAUUUAAAGACCAUGCUCAAUUACUAGCCAGCUGCUUCCCCAACCGAGAGGAGGGAUGUCUGACCAUGCUUCGGCUCUUAAUGAAGGCCAUUCACGACCUGGCUUUCCAGGAAGAGCCCGACUAUUCCAACCUGAGAAGUCUGCUGAAGAAAGAGAUGUCACGGAAUAGUAACCAACUAGACGAGGUCACGCUCAACAUUGAGUUAAAGGCAACGCCCAAGAUUCUGCCAGGUGAAUUAAUCGUUGGCAAAGAAAAUCGCCAUCCCGUGAUAAUGGAGGCUCCAAGAACGAGGAAUGGGUCAGUUGAGAAGGAGGGUCAGAAAAAACGUAAAGUUGUCAGUUCAGGAGAUGACGAACCUCCGCCCAAGAAGUCUCGACAUGUGUCUGAAUCCACCUACGAGGAGUUAAAAGAGCAAGCUAUCCAACGCCAGUGUGAAUCAUCCCUUCAAAAUCCGACCCCAGCCAUGCUCGAACGAAUAGAAAUCAUUCGGAAACGAGGACCUCUGAGUGGGACUCCUCGACUAACUAGACAACAGAAGCUGCAGAGGUGGAAAAGUGUCACUCCCUCUCCUUCUACUCCGGAAAUGCUCGCUGUAAUGGCCCGUCGAGAGCGAUCGUCGAGGAAAUCCGAUUUAGCCAAACGUACCCCUGUAUCUCGGAGAUCCCAUUCCUCUCGAUCAAGUACGAGGAGUACGAGGAGCACAAGUAGCAGUCGGAGCAGAGUAACCAACUCGACAAAUGGAGGCACGCCCAAGAAAGCUCAGGUGACACCAAGGAGGAAGUUGGAUUUUAAAAAUGGGGGAAUUGGACAUCGGAACUCUCUAGCGGCCAAAAAGAAGCUCCCAACUCGAAUUCCUACUCGCAGAAUUCCUCGAAGUUCGACCAUGCCCAAUAUUCAUGCCCUUGGAGAUGACUCCCCAUCGUCCUCGACUGUCAAAACCAUUCGCAAUCAAGUCAGUCAGGCUAUGGAGGCUGGCUUGGGAAACAUAUCCGGAUUCUUUGCGGGAAUGUCCAGAACCUUAUUUCCAUUCAAGAAGAAGCAUUGAGGUUGAUUACUAGCAUUUUCGAAGGUGGUCAUUUGCUAGGGGUGUUUUACUGGGUUGUAUUUUCAAAUUGGCGGGUUCGAAAUUUCAGAAUUCCGCCAAAAGCCCCAUUCAUUCGUUUUUUUGAGUUCUCGGUGUUAAGAAAGCCACUCACCUUGGUCAUGCGAUUUUUCGAAAUAGUACUCUGUUAUAAUUCAAGCACAAAAUUUCAUUCAGAUAUUCAACCUGGGCCGUUAGGUUCAUUGUAAGUGUUGAUAUAUGCCAUUCGGCUUGUCAAAAUCUCUCCAGAGAGCCAUCCACUUUCUUUGGGUUCAUGCCGCCGGAAGGAUCUAUCUGUCUUUGCGCAGAGGUUGGUGAAAAAUUGCCCAACAAAUAGACGUCACAUCAAAGAAUUCAGUGUCCAUUCAGUAAUAUUGACCAGGAAUUGAAACCAUUCACCCGCACUAGAGUUUGUGAUUAUCAAUCAAUUUCCAUUGGAAAAUUGGAAAAAUAUACCAACACGAGAAAUAA